AUGUAUCUGAACAGGGAAGAGGACAACAGCAAAGGCUCCGUGUCCCUCAGUGUGUUCCUGGUCUCCCUCGCAGUGACAGUGUGUGCUGUUUGGCUGGUGGCUCUUUGUGGCGUCUGUGGUUGGUGUCAACGCAAGCUGGGGAAGAGGAAUAAGCCAGGAGUGGAAACAGCAGACACUCCAGACUCGGCACGUGGGCGAGGGGAGAAGAAAGCCAUCAAUGAUCUAGACAGAGACUUUUGGAAUAACAAUGACAGCAGCACAGUGCAGCAGAGGUGGAGCUCCUAUCCCCCCAAGGAGUUCGUACUAAACAUUUCUCCCUAUGCCCCAUAUGGAGAUCCUCGCCUCACGCUCAAUGGGGCAGUGUCAGGGGGUCAGAAGGGGGCAGCAACUGGGCAUGGGGAUGCUGGGGGGGGUCCUUAUCGCAGUGACAGCGUGAAGAGCAUGGUGACAGAGGGAGUGAAGGCCGGGAGGUGGCAGACCGUCCAGGGCCACAUGCAGUCUGGAGGACUGAGACCCAGCAACUUUGGGGAUCCAGUCUUAUCCUAUGCCUCCACAUUGGAGCACAUCCCGUCUGGGCCGGCCCGGCCUCGGACGCUGCUGCGCCAGCAGAGUCUUCAGCAGCCUCUCAUCCACCCAUCAGGCCCUGGUCUCUGCCAUCCCCCCACCACAUCCCAGAGCUUGGGACAAUUACACACAGCACCCGGACAGCCUGGGGGAGGCGGGGGUACGCGAGGCGGUCCCCGGGGUGCACGGGGCAGCCCGGCAGGAGCAGGUGCCUCUCGCUAUAGGGGAGGUGGAGCAGGAGGGCGCUCGCGUGCCAAUCCUGGCAGCUGGGAUUACAUGAUGGACCAGAUCCGGAACCGUGGCCUUGACGUCAAGUCCUUCCUUGAAGGGAAGCUGGUGGUCCUGGCUUUGGCCAUUGGUGUGGCAGAGCAAGAUGACUUUGCCAAUAUCCCUGACCUGCAGGAAACAGCGCAGGCAGCACCAGCAGCCAAUCAGGAGCCCCCUCCUGAGAAGAGGGGCAACAAGCCAGCUAACAGCCCUAAGGGCCAACCCCCUGAUGCUGACGGCCACUCCUCCGUCACUGACCUGGCCAACUCUCUCACUGGAGACAUGGUGAUGCUGUCUCCAGGGUCGGAGGAUGAUGACGGUGAGGGGCCUAUCAGUGAAAAGCUGGGCCGGAUCCAGUUCAGCAUAGGCUACAGCUUCCAGAACACCACUCUUACCGUCAAAGUUCUCAGGGGCCAGGAGCUCCCCGCCAAGGACUUCUCUGGCACCUCCGACCCCUUUGUCAAAAUCUACCUGCUGCCUGACAAGAAGCACAAGCUGGAAACCAAGGUCAAGAGGAAGAACCUCAACCCCCACUGGAAUGAAACCUUCCUGUUUGAGGGCUUCCCUUAUGAAAAGGUGAGAGAGCGCACUCUCUACCUUCAGGUGUUGGACUACGACCGCUUCAGCAGGAACGACCCCAUUGGAGAGGUGUCGAUCCCCCUUAAUAAGGUGGAACUGGGCCAGAUAAAGACCUUCUGGAAGGAGCUGAAGCCCUGCAGUGAUGGCAGUGGGAGACGAGGAGACCUGCUGGUGUCUCUCUGCUAUAAUCCCACUGCCAACACCAUCACUGUGAACAUCAUCAAAGCGCGCAAUCUCAAAGCCAUGGAUAUCGGGGGCACCUCAGAUCCAUAUGUGAAGGUGUGGCUGAUGCACAAGGACAAGCGCGUGGAGAAGAAGAAGACGGUGACGAUGAAGCGCUGUCUGAACCCCGUCUUCAACGAGUCCUUCCCCUUCGACGUGCCCGCCCAUGUUCUGAGGGAGACCACCAUCAUCAUCACCGUCAUGGACAAGGACAGGCUCAGCCGCAACGACGUUAUCGGCAAGAUCUACCUAUCGUGGAAGAGUGGACCAGCGGAAGUGAAGCACUGGAAAGACAUGCUCGCCCGGCCGCGUACUAACGUUGCCCAGUGGCACGCUCUCAAGGCCUGAUCGCACCGCCCAGCUUCCUCCGUGGCCCCUUCCCGUCUCCCGUUCUC
Stegastes partitus (bicolor damselfish) is the source of this 2027-nucleotide messenger RNA. It is a transcript of the gene syt7a, whose product is annotated as synaptotagmin VIIa. Gene Ontology annotation, molecular function: calcium-dependent phospholipid binding; calcium ion binding; clathrin binding. Lineage: Eukaryota; Metazoa; Chordata; Actinopteri; Pomacentridae. Gene Ontology annotation, biological process: calcium ion-regulated exocytosis of neurotransmitter; vesicle fusion. The record is from RefSeq and is a predicted model, not a curated record. The transcript is spliced from 14 exons. The coding region runs from base 1 to 1980 and encodes 659 amino acids. Gene Ontology annotation, cellular component: plasma membrane; axon; synapse.